Molecule: messenger RNA, 561 nt
Organism: Galendromus occidentalis (western predatory mite)
Lineage: Eukaryota; Metazoa; Arthropoda; Arachnida; Mesostigmata; Phytoseiidae
Exons: 1
Coding region: 1-561 (186 amino acids)
Source: RefSeq, a predicted model, not a curated record
AUGGUGCAGACAGUGAAACGUCCCCUAAGGAAAAUUCUAGGUCGAGGCGCGCUGUGGUUCAGGGAGCUAGAAACAGUUCUGGUUGAAAUCGAAUCCUUGGUGAACGAGAGACCUCUCACGGCAGUGCAACUCGAUCCGAAUGAGAUCGGCGCGUUGUCGCCAGCAGAUCUACUCUACGGACAUAGAGCGAAGCCGACCCUGCCUGAAAUGAAAUUCAAACCAGAUUCGCGAGAAGCAGCGAACUCGAUAGUUUUCUCGAGGCGUUGGAAACACCAGCAAUCGGUUAUUCGAGCCUUCCAGAAGCGGUUUUCGCAGGAAUAUAUCCAGUAUCUAAGAACCGCGCAUAGUAGGAAUCCGUCAGAGUCGCGCAGCGUGCAAGUCGGCGAUGUAUGCCUCUUGCAGGAUCCAAGUCCUUCGAAAGCGCGUUGGCCUCUAUGUCGAGUGCUGAGUCUUUCGGGCGGGGAGAGAACGGAUCGUCGGCAACGAUCCUGCCUCAUCAAAACGGCUUCAGGCCAAGUCUUUCAGAGACCGGUGCAGUGGCUCUACCCGCUAGAGGUCUAG